AUGCCAAGCAAAGAGGAGAGGAUGGUAGAAGACAAAGCAAAUACAACAGCAAACUACAACACUACAGACGUGGAAGAACUGGUUGCUGCUAUUAAACACAACCUACGCCUGAAAUCGGCGCCGUGUCACGUCGUGUGUACAAAACAAAGACGUGUAUCACCGUACAACAUCCCCAUCAGGACACACAGGUACCUAAACAACUGCCAGAUUGGUUGUAAAAAACAAUCGGAUCCUUACGUACUCCUACAAGAACUACUAAAACAAGGGACACUUAUCAAAGAAGCUGUACACAGGCUACAAUUAGGAUUAUCUACUAGUAGUAGUACAAAAACACUAAAAAUGGAUGACGACGAAGAUAAUGGGACCAAUCAAUGCGUGAGUAACGUAUACUAA
Centruroides sculpturatus (bark scorpion) is the source of this 393-nucleotide messenger RNA. RefSeq lists its product as uncharacterized. The coding region runs from base 1 to 393 and encodes 130 amino acids. Gene Ontology annotation, cellular component: cytoplasm. Lineage: Eukaryota; Metazoa; Arthropoda; Arachnida; Scorpiones; Buthidae. The transcript has a single exon. The record is from RefSeq and is a predicted model, not a curated record.